AUGGACGUGGCAGAUCUGCAGCUGCCUUUGGAUGAGGUGGCAGAGACGGAUGUAGCAGAGCAGCAGCUCAGUCCAGUUGAUGGGGAAGUGCUGGCAGAUGACUCGUGCCCGGCCCAUCGGUUUGCCUUUUUGACGCAGAAGGCUAUUAACCAGCUUCUUGUCUCAGUGUUGCAAAGCAAGAGCGACGAAGAGCUUCAUGGUCUGAAAAUUGCAACUGUGUUAGAAGAUGUUUUGACCACCUCAGGUGGCAAGGUCACAGCGGAAGAGCUAGCUGAUAAGCGCGAUGAUUUCAUCGCGGCUGCUAUGAAACAGGUUCCUCGGGAGCUAGCACGUCGCCUGGUCAGUACUGUCCAAGCGAAAUCCAAGUCUGAGGAGAUGGAUGAAGUGCAGGUUGUCCAGAUUGACAGCAGAACUUGGCAGAAAGCUUAUCUGAUCACAGUCAGUGGUUUGUCUCCGACCGAGGCUCCUACCCGAGAAGAAUUGCAGAGGACAAUGCUGAAAGCGUUCGCAGCUGCCGAAUACAGCGAGGGCAAGGACAUUCAUCUUUGGCCAAUCAUCACGGCCUUGAAGCUGACGGACUCAGUCAUGUUAUGCCGGCAGCUGGAGGAUUGCGACAGCAUCAUCCAAGCUGGUGAGCAGAGCGUGUGGCAGAAGUUCACAUCUUGCCUCACUGCACCAUGUGUAUGUGGCAGAGACUGGGUUAGUGCUGCCCGGCAGAUUCUCCGAGUGAACCGUAUUGAUGAAAAACAGGUGACGGACGAUAUCAAGAGAUGUCUGCUGAAGGGCCUUCACACCAAGGGUCAGGUGCUAACCUUUGCUGGCUAUGGCAACGAAGGAAAGAGUUUCUUACUAAGACCACUUGCAGAAAUUUACAGAGCUUCUCAACAUGAAUUCAGUGAAUGUGUUUCCAGCCGUCUGUCA
This is a messenger RNA of Cladocopium goreaui, 921 nucleotides long. The record is from the annotation of a GenBank genome assembly. Lineage: Eukaryota; Dinophyceae; Suessiales; Symbiodiniaceae.